AUGAGUGGUAAAUUUGUGAGAGCUUCAAAAUAUCGUCAUGUUUAUGGUCAACCUUCCAAAAAGGAAUUAUGUUAUGAAAACUUAAAGAUUACUAAAAAUGCUUGGGAUUCAAACAUUAUUCAUUCAAAUGGGAAAUAUUUAUCUGUAAAUUGGGAUGCUUCCGGUGGUGGUGCAUUUGCAAUCAUUCCAGUUAAUGAAGUUGGUAAAGCACCGGAUACAGUUCCAUUGUUUAGAGGUCAUAAAGGUCCAGUAUUAGAUACUGCUUUUAACGAUUUCAAUAAACAAGAAGUUGCUUCCUGCUCGGAAGAUGGAAAGAUCUUAAUUUGGGAAAUCCCUCUGGAUUAUUCAUUUCAUAAAUAUGUUGAUGAGGAUGAUAAUAUUAAGGAUAUUACAGAACCAAAGAAAAUCUUAAGUGGUCAUACUAGAAAAGUUGGACUUGUUGCUUAUCAUCCAUGUGCUUCCAAUAUCCUUGCUUCUUCUUCUUUAGAUUAUUCUGUUAAGAUUUGGAAUACUGAAACAGGAAAAGAUGAAAUCACCUUACAACAUAAAGAUUUAGUCACUUCAUUUGCUUUCAAUUAUAAUGGAUCUUUAUUAGCAACUACUUCUAGAGACAAGAAAUUAAGAGUUUGGGAUAUUAGAUCAGGUAAAAUAAUCUCAGAAGGUCCUGGCCAUACUGGUGCUAAACCUUCAAGAGUCACUUGGUUAGGUAAUACUGAUCGUAUUGUAACUACCGGGUUUUCUCGUUUAUCCGAUAGACAAAUUGGGAUUUGGGAUAUUCAUGCCAUUGAACGUGGACCAAUUGAAGGAUUUUUCCAAAUUGAUGCUUCUUCGGGUGUAUUAAUUCCUUAUUUCGAUUCUCAAACUUCAAUUCUUUAUCUUGCAGGUAAAGGUGAUGGGAAUAUUCGUUAUUAUGAAUAUGAAAAUGAUAAUUUAUUUGAAAUUUCUCAAUUUUCUUCAACUGAUCCACAACGUGGAUUUGCAGUUGGUCCAAAACAUUCAGUUAAUGUUCAUGAAAAUGAAAUUACCAGAGCCUAUAAAACAGUAUUUGAUAACUCGAUUGAAGCAAUUUCUUUUAUUGUUCCUAGAAGAUCAGAAUUAUUCCAAGCUGAUAUCUAUCCUGAUUGUCCAUCUACUCAACCUGCCCUUACUGCUGAUGAAUGGCUUAGUGGGAAAGAAGUUAAUGGUCCAUUAUUAAUGAGCAUGGAAGCUAUCUUUGAUGGAACUGAACCACAAGUUCAUGAAUCCAAACCGGUUGUCAAGGUUGCUGAAGCUAAACAAGAAGCAGAACAAAAGGAAAAAGAACAACAAGAAAAAGAAAAACUUGAAAAAGAAGAAUCCACUCCAAAACCAGAAGCUACGCAACAAACUCCACCUUCUAGAACAGGUACACCUGGUGGAAAUGUUGAUGAUUUGUUAAAGUCUUCAAGCAAAGUUAAUAGUUUGCUUAAUAAAGUGGUUGAUGCUUCCGAUGACGAAGAGGCGGGUCAUGAAGGUGAUGAUAAGGAUGAUGAUAGUUGGGAAGAGGUGAAGAAAUCGGAUGUGAAGUCGAUCCCUUCUCCAAAGAAGGAAGAACCUAAGGUUGAAGAACCAAAAGUGGAGGAACCAAAGCAAGAGCCAAAGGAAGAAGCUAAAGCUGAAGAACCAAANCAACCUAAGGUUGAAGAAGCAAAGGUUGAACAACCAAAGGAAGAACCAAAAUUACAACUGCCAAAGCAAGCAACUCCAACUGUCGAAUCUACCGAAUCAUCUCCAGCAUCUGCCCAACAGCCUAAAGCUUCUGCUAAGCCAACUUUAGCUUCCACUAUUGAGAAAUUAGCUGGACUCGUUGAGAAUUUAGAAGCACAAGUCCAAAAAUUGACUCAAGCUGGUUUAGAAAAGGAUGAAAGAUUACAAGCUUUGGAAUCAAAGAUUGAUGAAUUCUUGAAUAAGAAUUAA
Molecule: messenger RNA, 1935 nt
Organism: Hemisphaericaspora subhashii
Lineage: Eukaryota; Fungi; Ascomycota; Pichiomycetes; Serinales; Debaryomycetaceae
Gene: CRN1
Product: Crn1p
Exons: 2
Coding region: 1-1935 (644 amino acids)
Biological process (GO): actin filament organization
Molecular function (GO): actin filament binding
Source: RefSeq, a predicted model, not a curated record